Penaeus vannamei (Pacific white shrimp) is the source of this 717-nucleotide messenger RNA. Lineage: Eukaryota; Metazoa; Arthropoda; Malacostraca; Decapoda; Penaeidae. The record is from RefSeq and is a predicted model, not a curated record.
GGCCGAGGGAGCGGUCCGCCUCCUCCGCCGCCAACGUCGCAGCAUCUAUAGUUAUUUUUGAGGAGUCCGAGGGGAGAGAUGCCGCGUCCGUCGAGAGCUGCCAGUCGACAGGCGGGCAACAAAUACAAAGAUGAGAGUGAGAGCAGUGACUCCGAGGACUGGGAUGAAGAGGAAGAUCCAGAUAAUAUGAAUGUCCCAGGUGGCGGGACCAACCUAGGCGUGCUGAAGGGAGAAGAUCAGCCAGUGAAGAGUGAACCGUCCACCAGCCUCCCCUCCUUUGGGGCCAGCAGCUCGGGCAUCAACCUCAACUCCCUUCUAUCUCAAUCACAGCCGCCUCUCACCCCUAAGCCAGAUCUGCUGAGCACUGCACUCUCAUCAUCAGGUCUAGAAGGCAUGGCAGGGGCGGCUGCUGGCCUACAGAACCGUGCAGCCCUUCAGCAACAACUACUGCAGCGAGGGCUGGUGACCAAGGCUGCUUACUCACCCGGCUACCAAGUAAUUCGCCCUGACGGCCACCUACAACAGAGAGCAAGCAUGGGCAUGAUGGGGGGCCUAGGAAUGAUGGGUGGCAACCCACUGCAGUCUCUCCUAGCCCUGCGAGCACCAGGCCUUGACAUGGGUAACCCAGUUAUUGCGCAGCUCAUGAUGCAACAGGCCAUGAGCAUGUCACAGACAGGAGCCCCCCAAGUGCAGAAGCUGAUGGGGAUGUACCCAGGG